This is a messenger RNA of Rubroshorea leprosula, 654 nucleotides long. Lineage: Eukaryota; Viridiplantae; Streptophyta; Magnoliopsida; Malvales; Dipterocarpaceae. The record is from the annotation of a GenBank genome assembly.
GAAAGUUACUUCACCUAUGGCUAAUGGAUUUUAAGUUGGAUGCAAAUCUUGUGUUGAACCCACAUGCAUAAUUUUCAUAUCUUCUUGAAAGAGAUGGAAGAGGGGGUUGGGAGGGUGUCAUCCAAUGGUUGUGGGGAACAAAAUUUAAAUUAUAAUGAGCAAGAUGGUUCUGGUAGCUUAAUGGGUGCUGAUAAAGUGGAAUGCUCAAUAGAGGAAGGUAGAAUAGAAGGUGAUGCGUUAAGGGGUACAUCGCAUGAUUUGGGCUUAAAAAGUGAAGGGGCCUAUUGUAAGGAGAAUGAGCUAAAGGGGCCUAGUGGAGAGGAGGACACAAGAAAAAGCCCAAUUAAGAAUAAUCUAAGUGGGCUGGCAACAAAUGAAAAUAUAGGAGCCUCCAAAUGGUUAGGCCAACACCACCCUUGUACCUAUAUGAGCCCCACAUAUGCAAUUGAUUAAGGUGCCAUUGGGGUUUGAUGGUGGACAUUUUAUGAGCUUUGAUACCACACGGUACACACCCUUCUUCUUAGCAGCACACACAGGUACAUUCGUCAGCACAUCACAUACUCAACAUAUCAGCAGAUUCUACCUUUUUUUUUUUCUUUUUCUUUUUUUAUGGCCUUUAUAUAUAUAGGCUACAAAUAUAAGCAGCAACAAUUG